UUGUUAUCUUGUGGCAGUUUAGGCACAUUUAUAUUUAACAGUUCAAAUAGUUGUGUAAAUAUUGCCAGUUAAUUUGUUAUGACAAGGAACCACACUAUUACACUGAAUGACCCAACAUCUCUGGCUUUCUGCAUAACUUUAAUCACUAAUACUGGACAACAAAUUAAUAUUAUUGAACCAAUCGCAAAAUGGUGAAAAAUCAAGUGAAACAUAUUUGAACUAGCUUUGGACCUACAGAUUUCGGAAACAAUAAAGAAAUUUCUUAAACAAAAACAAAAAGGGAUAACACUACUGUCAAUGAGGGACUGGAUUUUGAAGAAAGGCAAUGUCUAAUCCAAUAGCUGAUGGAAACACUAGUAUGCCCCAUAUUGAUGGGAAUCAAAAAGAGAAGGAGAUAAAUAAUGAAGUGACUGUCCAAACUGAGAAUGGAAAACCUGAUAUGCCUGACGUUGAGCGGAAUCAAAAAGAGAAGGAGAUAAAUAAUGAAAUGACUGUCCAAACUGAGCAUGGAAAACCUGGUAUGCCUGACAUUGAUCGGAAUCAAACAGAGAAGGAGAUAAAUAACAAAGUAACUGUCCAAACUGAGCAUGGAAAACCUGAUAUGCCUGACGUUGAUCAGAAUCAAAAAGAGAAGGAGAUAAAUAAUGAAGUGACUGUCCAAACUGAGCAUGGAAAACCUGAUAUGCCUGACGUUGAUAGGAAUCAAACAGAGAAGGAGAUAAAUAAUGAAGUGACUGUCAUGAAAAAUAGCAUUUCUCAUAACACUUCAGAUAAUAAACAAGGUGGUACAGAUGGACAUAAUAAAAAUGAUGAUACUGGUGUUACAGCAACUAAUACACCGCUUGACCAAGAUCCAAAUUUAAGCCAACCACAACCAUCACCAGAUCAAACAAAGCAAAUGGCUGUCUCUGCAAAAUCAGGACAAAGUAAAGUAAAUUCGCUGACUGGUAAAAAGAAAGAUGAUGCUGGUCAACAGAAAGGCAAAGGUGGCAAUGCUGGUACCAGUAAAAGUGACAAUAAUGAAUACUAUGCUAAACUUGAGGAAAGAUUGCAACAACUAUCACAAAGGUGCACUUCAAUGGAAGAAACAAUACAAAAUCAUCAAAAUAGGAAAAAUGUGGCUUAUAUUUGGAUUUUUAGUUCAGUUUGCAUCGUGGUAAUUGCAUAUGCCGUGCCAUCAUUUUUUUUCAACAAGGAGGGAACCGCAUCACCUGUAUCAGAUUCCAGACUGGAAGCCAUUGAAGAACAACUGCGUUUAAUUAAAGGUAGUUUACCUGUAAACAAUUCUCAACAUUUUCAAACUUUACAAGCUGACUUGGUAAGAAUUGAAGGGGAAUUUAGUUCGAAACACAAUGUUGGGAAGCAAGAGUUAAGAGACAGCAUUGAAAUGACAACGACACGCUUUGAAAAUAUCAAGAAAGAGGUUGAUGGUUUUGAUAGAGCAGUUAAAGAAAUAGACAAAAAGAUAGAUAAAAUAGUCACAGAUAUUGAAAUUUCUUUUCAAGAUAAAAAAGAAAUAGACAAAAAGAUAGAUAAAAUAGGCACAGAUAUUGAAAUUUCUUUUCAAGAUAAAAUUGACGAUGUUAAACGUCAUAUUAAAACAUUUGAAAACUUACCAGAACGCGUACAAAAUUUGAAAAAUCAAAUUGGACAUGUUGAAGAUGAUGUCAGAAGUACAAGAACAUUUGCUGAAGACAUAUUGGCUGCUACUAAUGAAAAAUUAGAAAAGAGAGAAAAGCAAAUAAUACAACUUAAUGAAACCUUGGAAUCAUUAGAUCACGAAUUAAAUAUUACCACAGGAAAAUUAAACAGGACCAAGGAAAUUCAAGAUAUAAUACAUAAAAACACGUUUGACAAAGGUUCCUUGAUAAUUGUGAUGUUAAUUAUCAUUAUCGGCCUAGCAGCCCUUGGAUUUUAUGUGUGCGUUUAUAAACCUUGGCAGCCUAGGAAUUUCAGUCAAGCAAAUGUUAGUGAAGCACAACAAGCACUCAGUGCAGUUCCUAAUCGACCAGUUCUUGGCAGUACGGUUUGCAUCAUCAGCUUUAAGUUAAAUCGGAGCGCAGAAUACCAAGCUCUCGUCAGAUCGGCACUCAGCACCAGUGGCUUUGCUGACAUAAUGCAUGAAAUCACAAAGCAUACAGACAUUCCUCGUUUACCCCACUGUAAAAUGUACAUCAUGUGCGUUGAAUUUUCUGAAAGGCAUGUUAUAAUAGAGGAGCCUGGUAUUGGAUUGGGUGACAUGAAAAGGACAACAUACGAGGCUGUCAGCAAAUUAGGAGGCGUCUUAGUUAUUUUGUAUGUGAACCACCGUGGAUCCAGGCGCAUACAAGAUUUGUACAGCACAGAGAUUUACUGCAUUAACAGGCAGCCGCAGUUGAAGACUCUUGAGACGCAUAACCGGUUUAUUAGUACCUAUGAUCAGCUGAAUGACCGUCAGAAGGAUGCAUUGAAACAAGCUCUCAGAGAGGCGCUUAACUGAAGAACGUUUUCUAGUGGCACCUGCCCUGAAGAGUAAGCCAACUAGAAGGCUGAGUGUAAAUGAUUCAUUUGAAAACUUUAUUUGAGAUUGUUAUGUCUAUGUAAUAAAAAUGAGACAUUUUAAUUUUUUUUUAGAAACAAUGUACUAGAUUUUUAUGCUCCCCCCAAAAAUUUAGGGGGAGCAUAUAGUCGCCGCUUCGUCUGUCCGUCCGUGCGUCCGUGUGUCCGUCUGUGCACAAUUUUUGUACGGGCUAUUUUUCAGCAACUAAUGACCAAAAUUCAAUGAAACUUUAUGGGAAGCUUCACUACCAAGAGGAGAUGUGCAUAUUAUCAGCGGGUUCCGGUCAGGUGAUUUUUCACAGAGUUAUGGCCCUUUGAAAAUUUCCAUUAACUGUACAUAUAGUGCAAUUCUUGUCCGGGCUAUUUCUCAGCAGUUAAUGACCGGCAUUCAAUUAAACUUUAUGGGAAGCUUCACUACCAAGAGGAGAUGUGCAUAUUAUCAGCCGGUUCUGGUCGGAUGCUUUUUCACAGAGUUAUGGCCCUUUGAAAUUUUCUAUAAACUGUACAUAUAGUGCAAUUCUUAUUCGGGCUAUUACUCCCCAACUACUGACUGGAAUUCAAUGAAGCUUUAUCAGAAGCUUAACUACCUUGAGGAGAUGCGCAUGUUAUUUGUGGGUUCUGGUUAGAUGAUUUAUUUAGAGAGUUAUGGCCCUUUGAAAUUUUUAAGUUGCUUAACCAUCCAUCGUAUUAUUUUGUCCAAAGUUAUGCCCCUCAAGACGUUUCCUUUUAUAUGAAUAUAAAGUGCAAUAUUUUGACAAAAAAAAAACAUUUGGGGAGCAUCACCCGUUUCCGACGGUUUCUUGUUGUUUUAGUUCUAGUUGACAAGUUUCACCAAAGAAUUAUAUAGCCUUUGGUGAAAUAAUUGUUUUCGUGACAAUUAAUAGAUAUUAAGUAAAAGUGUAUGAUCUGUUAAUAUAAGAUGUAUUAAAAGAAAUUUUCAUUUUUAAUUAUUAAAAGGGUGAUGGGUAACGAAAAUCAGACAUUGUCAAUUGUUCAAACUUUUUCAUUGUGUUAUUUCCCUUGGUUGUUUUUAUUGUAACUUGAGUUAUAUUUCAGAAAAUAUACAAGAUUUUACAAUGAAACUGCAUGGGUUUGUUGAUAUCAAUGAGCAGAAGCGCCAUGCUUAAGAACUAUAGCCAUAUACAUCCUUUUCAGGGCUAUAUCUCAGAUACCAUACAAGAUUUCAACAUGAAACUUCUGGGGUGUAUAGAUGUUUAUGAGAAUUGCAAUUCAUGAGCACAAUGCAUUUGGGAUAUCUAUUCAACAAAACUACUUGUUCUUUUGUACGUGUUUUUUUUUUGUAAUUGGUUGGCUAUUGAUCACUUGCUUAUAAUAAAAAAUGGUACUGAUUUCCUGCAUGUUAACUAGUCCUGAAUCAUUUGUCUGUUUUAAAGUAGGAAAGCUUAAUAAAUUUAUAUAUUUUCUCUCUGCAUAAAAUUGGAAUUUUUAUCGUUUUACAAAAUAAAUAUUAAAUGACAAAGAUGUUAGUAUCCUAUGUCUGAAAAAUCACAAUAUAUUGUGUUGUAGCAUGAAUUUAAGUGAAGUUUUGUUUGAUGGAGUAAGGGGCUUGUGACAGUUGUCUUUGAAAAAAGUUCAGAAAUCGUGGCCUGAAAUUUAGUUUUGUUGCUUAUAUUUUAAUAGUGUUAUUGCAAAUAAUAAUUUAACUUAGUCUUUUUAAUAGAUUUAAAGUCUUUUUAAUAGAUGAUUUCUUAACUACAUUAUGUUAUCACUUGUGAUAUCAAUAUUUAUUAUAAGGGUUUAUGUUCAGUUAUUGUGGUAACUCAGUGUCCGGCGUUCUGCAUAGAGUGUCAUUUACUGUAAACCUUCAGCUUGUUUCCUCUAUAGAGGUAACUUUUCUAAUCUAAUCUUGAUGAAAUUUGGUCAGAAUGUUUAUUUUGACAAUAUCAAGGAAUAGUUUUAAUCUUGAUUGUGUGGGUCCUAAAACGAGGCCACCAUGUCAAAUUAAUAUACACCUUGUUAUUUCCUAAAGGCCUCCUGUAUGUCUCAACCUUGAUAAAACUUGGUCAGACUGGUUAUCUUGAAAUAACUAGGCAAAGUUUAAAUCAAGUUCACAAGGUUUAAAUACCGGUUCACCAUGUCAAAUGUUAGAUAAAUCUCUUUACCCCAUAGAGGCCAAAUGUGUGUCUUAAUCUUGAUUAAACUUUGGUCAGAAUCUUGACAAUUAGGCCAAGUUCCGAUUUGGGUCAGGUGUGUCUAAAACUAGGUCACCAGAUCAAAUCUUAGGAAAACAUUGUUAACACUAUUGAAGCCGCAUUUAUAAUUCUUCCUUGAUAAACCUGGUCUAAAUUUGUAUCAUGACAAUAUCUAAGCAAAGUUUGAAUUCGUGUCGCAGGCGUUAACAACAAGGUCACAUGGUCAAUUCUAGACAAAUGUACCAUUUUAGAGGCGAUAUUGAUGGCUAAAUAUUUGUGAAAAUUAUCAGAAUGUUUAUCUAAACAAUAUCGAGACUGUGUUCAAAUCUAGGUCACAUUCGUUUAAAACCAAGGUCACUAGGCCAAAUCGUAGAAAAACAUUGUUACCACCAUAGAGGCCAAAUUUAUGACUCAAUCAAGAUCAUCCCUAUAAAAAUGUUUAUCUUGGUAAUACUUAAGUGCGGUUCGAUUUUGGGUCACAUUCAUUCAAAUACUUGGUGGCAAGGUCAAAUCUUAGAAAAACGUAGUUACAACUCUAGAGGUCGCAUUUCAAUGUCAUGUUUAAGUUUUGGUCAAGUGUGGGGACAAAUAGUUCACCAGAUCAAGUCCUAAACAAUAGUUGUUCUUUUAACUCAGAUGCAUUAGGGCCAUCACGGCCUGUUCGAUUAUAUAUUGAUUUUGAUGAGAUGUUAUAAUUCAUAUAUAUACCUCCUAAUUUGCUGUUAUAUCAAAAGCUUUAUUUGUAUUUGAUUAUUUUACUGGUGACGGUAGUGUAUAAAAUUGUGUUAAAACGCUUAUGCUAACUUGAACAUUAUAUUUGCUUAACUUGUAUAUAAAAAUGUAUACUAAAUAAUAAUAACUUUUCUUGACAUGUCUCUGGCAAAAAGGUAAACUCAAUAUGCAUUUGAAUCAGACUAGCUUCGUCAAAAAAAAGCGCGUGCCUUCAACUUCUGCGGACAUUCGCAAAUACGAUCUAAACGCUUUAUGUGCCAUUAGAGACGAAAUUAAGAAGGCCUUACCAAGAUAUUCUAUAUAAAUAAAGACUGAAACUAUAGCUGUGCGCAUUCCAGUUUCAAGAGAUGUCGAAGUUAUUGAAAAGAUGAAGGUAAUGCCUUUGGAAAAAACGACUACGGAGCAUGUCUUCUGUCGGUUCAUUUGGCUUUUGUUUGAAAUGGUGUUCAGGCUCGGAUUAUGACGAGAGGUAUCUCUUAGCUUAACGUAUAUUUUGAAGCUGAACCAAUGACAACUUGCUGCAGCUUUCAGAAAUCAUCUAGCGUUCAGCCGACUAUGGGAACGUGCCUGGCAUGUGCGACGCUCUCAAGCUUGCAGUUGGCCCCGAGGUCAAUAAGUCCGCUCAAAUUAAGUCUUCCACUAGGGAGGCGAUCACUGACCGCGACUAACGGAAAAAAUAAAAAACAUGGAUAGAGAUUUUCUCAGAGCUAUGAUAAGAGUUACUGGUGUCACAUAGCCUAUCAUAGACGCAAUCAGUGACUUGCACGUAAUGGAUGAGCUUGACACCCGACCCGCUGUCAAAGAACUUUCCAAAGCCAUCGACUCGCUGAGCUGUGGCAAACCCCAGGAAGAGACGACACCUCACCUAGGGCAAUCAAAUACGGAACAGAAAACAACCAUACAUAAGCCUCUGCCUAAUUUUCUGCUAAGUGUUUUGUGAAGAUUGCGCAGAACGUCAUUACACGCAAGAUGCCACCAUUGUCACCCUAUACAAGAACAAGUGUCACCGUAAUAACGGAAAUAACUACAAAGGCAUCUCUCUGCUGAUAGCGUGGUUGGGAAGGGUUUUCCCGCACUGUUCUAAACCGAAUUCAGACUCUUGCAGCACGAAUCUACCCUGAGUCUCGGUGUGGCUUCCGUGUCGGUAGAACCGAUUUUUUUGUGUCGACUUUAACAUGUUAAGAAUGCUCAUGGAAUUCUGUACUCUUGCUGAAAACACUGGUUGUUAUUUAGUUUUGCUAAGAACUGUAUUCCCGUACUAUAAAUUCAACAACAUGUCACUGUUAUUUCUCAUCUCAUUCUGUUAAAAAAAGUCGAACAUUUAGAUAUAUAAGUUCGCGUUUUAUUUUAAUCAAAAGUCUUUCCAAAUGUCAAUAUCUUCUCAUGUCAGCGCAGAUUAGCUAAAGACAAUAGUUUUAUCAGUCGUCAUAGAAGAUAAGAAAAAUAUUUUGAGUAGAAGUUACAUUUAUCUGUGAGAAAACAGAGAUGAAUACAAUGCAUUGUAAAUAUGGUGUUUUCUUAAUUACCGCGGAAGUUUAUAGUGUAAAUACUAAUAUGAAGUUUACUACGCAGUUCUUAACCUCCACUCUAAAAACAAUUAGCUUUGUCUCAAUACCCCCAGUAGAAGAAAAAAAUAUGCUUUCAGAUGCGAAAAAAAAGCAAACAACAUAUUGUUACCUUUGGCAUUUAACUUAUAACGAAUUUAUGAAGGGUUUGAAACUUUAUUAUCGUUGUAUCAGUAAAUUUGUUCUGAAUAUUCAGGGGUAGUAGUUAUUCUUUAAGAUUAAACACUCGUUGAAAGAUGUUGAUACUCAUUUUAGAUUGCUACUACAUCAUGCAAGCUUUACGGUGCCCGCUCACGGUUUGCGAUUGGACUUCACAGGAUCUUUGCAAAGCAUUUUCUGCUACCUUGAUAGCCGCCAUGCAGAUUAAUAAUCUAACAAAUCAUGUAUGGCAGAAUCCACAAUUAUCACAAAAAAUCAAGUUGGAUCCAUCGACUAUCGGUGAAAGACGUUACCCCGACAAAUGGUAUGCAUUCACAAGGCAGUUUACAUGUACACAUGUGAAAUGUCUAUAGCUAACAAUUCCCUUUUUACAUGCGUUUUUCUGCUGCUGCAACAUAGGCCAACGUUCAGACAUAAUGAGAGAUUUUCAAGGAUGUGGCUGACAUAACAGAGGACGAUCUAUCUGCGAUCAAGUGGCAACUUGCAGUGAAGAAAGUCAGUGCCCUAGUUAAACGAAUAAGGCUCAACCGAAUGACCAAAUCUGUGAAGGCGACUAUUCGAACAUUUCUGGAACGUAUUCGAUGUAAUUUUGCUCUAUGUUUGCACAGGGCUACAUGCAACGAACCAGCAUGUACACGUUCUUGAAUGAAAAGUAAAAUACCGAGUGAUUAUCAUCUUACAAAUGAAUUCGAUUAUCCCCUAUAAUGAGAGGCGGUAUAGUUAGUUGGAGGUGUGUUUAGCCAGUUUUUUCGUCAAAAGUAUGCUUAUAGGUAAACUAUGUAACCAUCUGUCCAAGUAUGUUGCCUAUGUUCUGAAUUGAAAAGCACUGUUGGUGAUUGUUAUGGUGACUGUUGAUCAAUUACCAAACCCAGGUAGAAUUUCUAUGGGGUUUCUCACAACUUUAUGUCGCUUUAAGUAAUAAAUUACAAAAAAAUCAUUGUAAGUUACGUUAGAUAGAACAGACGUCCUUAAAAUAAGGCUAUCAACUUCUCAAGUGAUAACAUCAUCAUAAACGUAUGUGCCUGGCGAUUUGUUUGCUUGCUGCAAAAUUGUUUUUGGAAACUCAGCUUGGUAGUUCACGCGUUUAAUUAUUUAUCUGUAUUUUGAGUCUAAAUGUUAUUUAAAUUUUAAAUGUUGUCAAUAUUUUAUCAAUGAUAGACUUAACCGAAAAGAAAUCCUAUGAAAAUAAUGUACAUAAAGGGGUAAUAUUUACCUACCUUUUAUGUAGAGACCAAGUUAAGAUACCACCACCACUUGCGCUUUAUAAAACAUUUAUCGGUAUGAUAAAUGGUUAUAAUCGAACAAAGCAUUUACCUUAUGUAUAUCAUAUAGCUUUAUCAUCGGAAUAACGCUCAGUGACACUCAUCAGCAAUUUCUUUCCUUAUAAGCAUUCGACAUUGACCUAUCUUACUUACUUUCUUUAUUAAUUUAGCACAAGUGACUGUGCUGAUCUAAAAAUUACUUUCACGUUCUUUAAAAUAUAAAACAUAUACUUAACAUGUAUUUGACUGUAAUAUUAUAAUAUUAGUUAUAUGAAAAUUUCAAUAGUAUUGUAUCAGUCUUGCAUACACAAUAAAACAAAUAAUUACAAAAUUGAUUCGUGGUUGAUAACUUGCAUGCAAUAAAACUUAACAAUAAACAUUGUAGAUUAUUUACUUCAUUUUUUUCUCUGUCGCAAACAAUACAGAUUUUUUGCGGCAUUUAUUUAAAACCAUUUAUUUCAGUCCGAAAAUAUUGUGCCACAUAUGCGUAAAUUUGUUCCUUUAGAUUCUCAACCGCAUAUCUUUAUUCGACUAUUGGGCCCGUAUUCAGAAUCGAUAACUUAUGAACAUGUUAUAUAUGAAGCAUGUUUUUUGUAGCUAACGAAGUAUCACUUAGAUUCUGCGAACAAAAGUUAUUUAAGUAAAACAUUUAAACUGUAAA
Molecule: messenger RNA, 9070 nt
Organism: Dreissena polymorpha
Lineage: Eukaryota; Metazoa; Mollusca; Bivalvia; Myida; Dreissenidae
Product: putative leucine-rich repeat-containing protein DDB_G0290503
Exons: 9
Coding region: 326-2479 (717 amino acids)
Source: RefSeq, a predicted model, not a curated record